AGAGAAAAUCAUCAUCACCGUCGUCCUCCAUCGAUCAACAGAAUCAAGGAAGAAUCAGCUGAACAAAGGAAACCCCAAAAACCAGAAACAGAAACGAUGGCUGGUGUUGGACCGAUUACUCAGGACUGGGAGCCCGUCGUGAUCAGGAAGAAGGCCCCCAACGCUGCUGCCAAGAAGGACGAGAAGGUCGUCAACGCCGCUCGUCGUGCCGGCGCCGAGAUCGAGACAAUAAAAAAACCUAAUGCUGCCUCGAAUAAGGCUGCCUCUAGCAGCACCAGUUUGAACACAAAAAAACUUGAUGAAGAGACGGAGAAUCUUGCUCAUGAUAGAGUACCAACUGAAUUGAAGAAAGCCAUCAUGCAGGCUCGGAUGGAUAAGAAACUUACCCAGGCUCAACUUGCUCAGACGAUCAAUGAGAAGCCCCAAAUCAUCCAAGAGUAUGAAUCUGGAAAGGCUAUUCCCAAUCAGCAAAUAAUUGGAAAACUGGAGAGGGCUCUUGGUUGCAAACUGCGAGGGAAGAAGUGAGGCAACUUGCAUGAAAACAGCGAACAGAACUUCCAUAUUACCACCAGUGUCUCGAGUCUUAAAAGUGAUGUACGUGAACUGAUUUUACUAUUAUUAUGGUUUGCGUGUGAUAAUGUAUCCAGCUUCCUCUGAUGACUAUGAAAUAGUGUCUUUGUUUUUGAAUCUAUCAUGGGAUCUUCUGCAAUUUGUAUGUUUUCCAUUAUUCUCGAAUUGGUUCUUCAGAUGCAUUCCUCUGACGAGGUCACAGAUGCUUCUGUCUUAAUAUUAGUAAUAGCAGUAACUUUUCGCACAAGAAACUGGGUAAGCGAAG
Messenger RNA from Rubroshorea leprosula, 835 nucleotides. NCBI's taxonomy places the organism in Eukaryota, Viridiplantae, Streptophyta, Magnoliopsida, Malvales, Dipterocarpaceae. The record is from the annotation of a GenBank genome assembly.